AUGACCUUAUCGCAAUUUGUGGAUCUUUCAAGUCCUCUCAGACCUACAAAUGCGGAGCGUCUCUCCGUACAGGAUCAAAUCGCGUCCUUAGAACCACGGUUAGAGGAUAUUCAAACCCAAAGGAAGCUUGCACUCGCUCACCUUAGCUCUCUCCUCGUGGAGAAGUCGCUUUUAGAAAUCGAAAUUAAUCGUCGAAAGGAGCUCCUUCAUCCUAUCAAAUCGCUCCCCGCGCAUCUCAUGACGCACAUAUUCGAAUUCGACAUCGAAUAUUGGCCAAAAGGCAUAGCAAGAUUACAGCUCGUCUCGAAAGAGUGGUACCACCUCGUCAAAAACUCUCCUACGCUAUGGA
This is a messenger RNA of Acaulospora colombiana, 349 nucleotides long. NCBI's taxonomy places the organism in Eukaryota, Fungi, Glomeromycota, Glomeromycetes, Diversisporales, Acaulosporaceae. The record is from the annotation of a GenBank genome assembly.